AUGGACGAACUGUCUUUAUAUACCGAUCGUACCUCGCGGGUCUCCGCGCCGACAUACUUCGUGUCCGAACGCUUAGUCCCCGUGCGGUUUCAGUCGAUCGAGCAGCUGUUUUGGCAUUGGGUGAUGACGAUUCCGGCAGUUCCUAGGUUAACGGCGGCCAGUUGCCCGCGGCCGUACGCCACACGACGACCUUCCUAUUCUGCUUAG
Messenger RNA from Peniophora sp. CBMAI 1063, 207 nucleotides. The record is from the annotation of a GenBank genome assembly. NCBI's taxonomy places the organism in Eukaryota, Fungi, Basidiomycota, Agaricomycetes, Russulales, Peniophoraceae.